GCGUAAAGGGUGGCACUAUAAAUAAGGAUGGAAACUCGACUGGGGGAAAUGAUCUCGUAAGGUUCGUGUGUGACGGCUCCACAAUUAGUAAUGAGUGACACUAGUAGCAUAGGGGAGAGUGCCAGGGGUACUGGGGGUGAUCGGGCUUUAGACCCUCCCAUAGAUACACUGGGCUCGGAUGACAGUAGCGAUUCACCUAUAACUUUUAUUGGCGGAUUUUUAACAGAAGCUUCCGAUGAUAGCAUGACAACCUGUGAACCCAUGGAUGACACGUCACCCGAGUCUAAAAAUGAUGACGGGGAUGCUCCUAAGAAAAAGAAGAGGUAUAGUAAAUCCAGAGCGCGGAACAGAAGCCCGGGACUGGUGAUGAAACUGAAAAAAAACCGGCGGGUUAAAGCUAACGAUCGUGAACGGUCGCGGAUGCAUAAUUUGAACUCCGCGCUGGACUCGCUGAGAAAAACACUUCCAACGUUUCCGGACGAUGCCAAACUGACUAAAAUUGAGACUCUACGGCUUGCUCAUAACUAUAUAUGGGCUUUAACGGAGACUUUGAAGAUGGUUGAAACUCCGGGGGGUAAGUCUAUUGGGACAGGGGCGGGUCACGUGACCAGUAACAUGAUGCAGCAAUUGACAUCGGAGUGUAGAAGAAUAGCCCAGGUGAAGUGUGAACCCCUCUCCCCGUCCCACAGGCGCCCAGCAUUAUCGCCCCACCCCCUUCACCACCAUCCUGACCCCCUCCAUCGGAUGUCUGAUCCCCUCGGGUCAGAUCCCGGGGGGUGGGCGUCCCACGUGCUGUCUGUGAUUCCUUCUAGUCCGCAUAAACAUCAAAACCCCGAUGUUUACACGUAUGACUUUUUCCAGGACUACAGUGACAAUGACAAUGGGUUUGUGACGAUGUGAAAUAUGUGCCACUUACAACCUGAAAUGACAUUCGAAAUGUGUGAAAUUGACAUGGAAAUGUGAAAUUGACAUUUGUGAAUUUUUUCCACACCAGUGACAUGCCAUCAUGAACGCAAUCGUUCUCCGUCGACACAUUGACAUUGUGUCUAAUGGCCGAGUGACGUUAACCGGACAUUAACUGCUGUGCCUAAGUAUAUCAGGAUAUAUCUAUUUGGAUUGAUCUAUUGGCGAUCAAGACUUUGUACGAAGGUAUACAUAUUGUUUUUUGUAAUUUGUAUUGUCACAUUUGAAAUGGACCUUUGUAUUUAUUUUGUACUACUUAAUUACCACGUAUAUUAAGUUAUAUACUUUUAUUCGUUUAAAGAGUUUUAUAUAUACGAGGCUUAUUGCCUUAUGGUGCGAUGCAAUAUGGUGUGCUAUUGGUGCUUAAUAAACCAAAUGAA
This is a messenger RNA of Haliotis rubra (blacklip abalone), 1343 nucleotides long. Its product is annotated as neurogenin-3-like. Gene Ontology annotation, molecular function: protein dimerization activity. The record is from RefSeq and is a predicted model, not a curated record. The transcript has a single exon. Lineage: Eukaryota; Metazoa; Mollusca; Gastropoda; Lepetellida; Haliotidae. The coding region runs from base 91 to 900 and encodes 269 amino acids.